UAGUAGGACCUCUAAUUAUAGUGUUCCCACCUUCAGAUUCCUUUAUAUCAUCCUCUCUCCUUCUCUGUUUCUUCCAAAGAUAUUUUUUUUUUCCAUAAGUAUACGCGUGACCAGACCUAGAUCUUCAUGCCCGUCUAUAUUAUUGUCCAAGAUCAUGUGAUGUUCAACAGUCCAACACUAUAAUGUCUUGACCCUUGUAAUGUUCUUGCUUCUUAUCUUCAGCUUUGUUUUGGAUUUCCCCUAUUAAAAUUCCUCAGAUACUGCAUAUUUAGAGGGGGGAGGGGAGGAGAUUAGAUUUUUAUUGAGUUUGAAUUUGGAUAUUUCCAAGCAUGUCUUUUCCAUGGAAAAAGUUAAAGAAGACAAGUAUAUCUCAAUUGGUGAAGGACCAUGUUCGUUCUCAAACUCCUCUUAUGGUGGAGACUGGUUUCCCCUCUUUCCUUGUGGAUCUUUUUGUCAAGAAUCGUCGAAAGUUCAUGAAAACUUCCAAGAAAAAGAGGCAUCCUCCAGUGGUAGCUGAGCCCCAUUUGAGCUCUCCUUCGACUCCACCUUUUCCAGGAUGUUGCACCAUUGAGAGGUCUCAGUUAAAGGGGUGUCAGGAAAAAGAUGAAAGAUUUGAUCUUGAUGAAGCUGUUGAUAAAAAUAUGGUGUUAAUAGCGCUUCUGAAGAUCUUUCUGGUGGUGGUUUUGGUUUUAGGAACAAAGAAGCUUGUAAUGGGAAUAACAAUAUCAGCUUUCUUGUUGUAUUUCCUUGAACAUUCGGGGGAAUGCGUCUAUAGAUGGCUCAUGCCUGUUGCAGGAGCACAAAGGAAGAGUCUGUUGGUGGUACAACAGGUUUGGAGAUCCUCUGGAGUUAAAAUGGUUGAGUUAGAAGAAAAAGAUUGCGUUUUUAAGGUGCCAUUAUUACAGCAAGAAGAGUUAAGUUCCUCUGAGUCCAGUAGGGAAGGAAUGGACUCAGAGAAAAAAGAGGAAUUGAGAAAUGAUUUGUUGGAAUCCAAGAGAAAGAAAUCUCAGAAAUCCAAGAUGAAAAGAUUUCUUGCAAAGAAGUUCAGAAGGAAGAUAAGUAAUCAGAUGAUCACAAUAAAGGAAAAUGAUGUUAAAACUCAGGAAAAGGAUAAACUUGAUUGUCAAAAGAGCUCUGAAAAAGUGCUUGAUGCAACCAUUGUUAAGGUAGAUAAUUUAGCAAGAAAAGAGCAGAAUUCAGCAAGUAUUGUUCUUCUUUUGGUUGUUCUAGUUGGCCUUACAGGAGGCCGGACUUUCGCCCUUGUAUUUACACUAACAUGGUGCAUGAUGUCAAAACAAGUUUUGCUCAAAACUCUAGUUAGAAUGGUUCAAUUUAUUCCUGGAAAGCUGUGAAUUGCAGACCAUUUUAGAUUAGUUUGGUUUGUUUCUACUGAGAAGUGCUCAACAUUUUGGUUGACCACUUAGGUGGAGAUUUUUGUAUUGUGUCUUGUAAAGGUUCUGAUACAAGAGAUUUAAAUUUGUCAUAUAGAGAAUCAUAUGCUGCCUUGUCUUGCCAAAUAACAAAGACCAUAUAAUGCAUAAUUAAUGUUGUUGUCUUGUA
Molecule: messenger RNA, 1560 nt
Organism: Solanum dulcamara
Lineage: Eukaryota; Viridiplantae; Streptophyta; Magnoliopsida; Solanales; Solanaceae
Exons: 1
Coding region: 330-1352 (340 amino acids)
Source: RefSeq, a predicted model, not a curated record